This is a messenger RNA of Rangifer tarandus platyrhynchus (Svalbard reindeer), 1965 nucleotides long. NCBI's taxonomy places the organism in Eukaryota, Metazoa, Chordata, Mammalia, Artiodactyla, Cervidae. The record is from the annotation of a GenBank genome assembly.
AUGGUUUUGUACACGACCCCCUUUCCUAACAGCUGUCUGUCCGCCCUUCACGCCGUGUCCUGGGCCCUCAUCUUCCCGUGCUACUGGCUGGCGGACCGGCUCCUGGCCUCCUUCAUACCCACCACCUACGAGAAGCGCCAGCGGGCAGACGACCCGUGCUACCUCCAGCUGCUCUGCACCGUGCUCUUCACGCCCGUCUACCUGGCCCUCCUGGUCGCCUCACUGCCCUUCGCGUUCCUUGGCUUCCUCCUCUGGUCCCCACUGCAGUCUGCCCGCCGGCCCUACAUCUACUCCCGGCUGGAGGACAAGGGCCCCACCGGUGGGGCGGCCCUGCUCAGCGAAUGGAAGGGUACGGGUCCUGGCAAAAGCUUCUGCUUCGCCACCGCCAACCUCUGCCUCCUCCCAGACUCGCUGGCCAGGCUCAACAAUGUUUUCAACACCCAAGCCCGUGCCAAAGAGAUCGGGCAGAGAAUCCGCAAUGGGGCCAGUAGACCCCAGAUCAAAAUCUACAUCGACUCGCCCACCAACACCUCCAUCAGCGCCGCCAGCUUCAGCAGCCUGGUGUCACCACAGGGCAGUGAUGGUGUGCCACGGGCCGUCCCCGGGAGCAUCAAGAGGACGGCCUCUGUGGAGUACAAGGGCGAGGGUGGGCGUCAUCCUGACGAGGCUGCCAACGGCCUGGCCUCCGGGGACACAGCUGACGGAGGCAACCUUGAGGAUGCCUGCAUCGUGCGCAUCGGUGGUGAUGAGGGGGGUCGGCCCCCCGAAGCCGUCGAUCCCCCCAAUGGGGGCCAGGCCAGGAAUGGGGCUGGUGGAGGCCCACGGGGCCAGACACCCAACCACAGUCAGCGAGAUGGGGACUCGGGGAGCCUGGGCAGCCCCUCGGCCUCCAGGGAGUCCCUGGUGAAGGGCCGGGCUGGGGCUGAUGGCGGCAGUGGUGAGCCGGGCACCAACAGCAAGCUCCCAUACAAGGCCUCGGUGGUGAAGAGGGCGGCUGCGCGCAGGAGGCGCCACCCGGAUGAGGCCUUUGACCACGAGGUGUCCGCCUUCUUCCCUGCCAACCUGGACUUCCUAUGCCUGCAGGAGGUAUUUGACAAGCGGGCGGCUGCCAAGUUGAAAGACCAGCUGCACGGCUACUUCGAGUACAUCCUCUAUGACGUCGGGGUGUACGGCUGCCACAGCUGCUGCAGCUUCAAGUGUCUCAACAGCGGCCUCUUCUUUGCCAGCCGCUACCCCAUCAUGGAUGUGGCCUAUCACUGUUACCCCAAUGGGCGGUUCUCCGACAGCCUGGCCUCGAAGGGAGCGCUGUAUCUCAAGGUGCAGGUGGGAAGCACACCUCAGGACCAAAGAAUUGUCGGGUACAUCUCCUGCACACACCUGCACGCCCUGGCAGAGGACAGUGACAUCCGGUGUGAGCAGCUGAACAUGCUUCAGGACUGGCUGGCUGAUUUCCGAAAAUCUACCUCCUCGUCCAGCGCAGCCAACCCCGAGGAGCUGGUGGCGUUUGACGUCAUCUGCGGAGAUUUUAACUUUGACAACUGCUCCUCCGAUGACAAGCUGGAGCAGCAGCACUCCCUGUUUACACGCUACAAGGACCCCUGCCGCCUGGGGCCUGGGGAGGAGAAGCCAUGGGCAAUUGGAACUCUGCUGGACCAGGAUGGUCUCUAUGAUGAGGAAGUGUGCACCCCUGACAAUCUGCAAAAGGUCUUGGAGAGUGAGGAAGGUCGCCGUGAGUACCUCGCCUUCCCCACCAGCAAGAGCCCCGGAGGCCAGAAGGGACGCAAAGAGCUGCUGAAAGGCAACGGCAGGCGCAUCGACUACAUGCUGCACGGGGAGGAGGGGCUGUGCCCGGACUGGAAGGCUGAGGUGGAAGAAUUCAGUUUUAUCACCCAGCUGUCAGGCCUGACGGACCACCUCCCGGUGGCCAUGCGACUGAUGGUGUCUGCAGGGGACGACGAGGCAUAG